Messenger RNA from Humulus lupulus (European hop), 2458 nucleotides. RefSeq names its product BTB/POZ domain-containing protein At2g13690. Lineage: Eukaryota; Viridiplantae; Streptophyta; Magnoliopsida; Rosales; Cannabaceae. Bases 328 to 1995 code for a protein of 555 amino acids. The transcript is spliced from 2 exons. The record is from RefSeq and is a predicted model, not a curated record.
CGAACAAAAACUCUUCACCAUUUCCAAGAAAAAACAUUUAAAAAAUAAAAAAAAAGAGAGAAAAAAAGAAAAGAGAAAUCCCUGAUCAGAGAGCGAUGAGUCUCUUCGUCCCCACAAAAGAAAGAAAAAACAAGAAAAUAAUCAUAAAACAGAAAAGCAUCUUCUCUCGAAAAAUUAACCAAUGUCUACUCCCUCUACUUUCCUCCUCUUUAGCUCACUCUCUCUCUUUCCCUCCCUUUUCACAUCUGUUUUCUCUCUCUAGACCCUCCACCUCCUUCCCCUGACCCGCUCUUCUACUCACUCCCUCUUCUCUGCCCACUCUCGACAAUGGAGGAGUCAUCCUUCCGCCGGAAACCCAGUUCCCGUCGGGACCCACUUGUUCGUGGGAGAUCAUGGUGUUGUUCUUUCGCCGUUCCACCUUCCAGCCCCGACAGCAUCGCCGUUUUUCACUCCAAGGCGGUUCGCUAUAGCAAGACCGAACAGGCGGCCUCCAAACCAAUUAGUAACUCGGUCCCUAACUCACCCCAGAGCACCAAAUCCGGACUAGGGUUAGUGGGUCGGAUCGACCCUCGUCGGAUCUUGUCUCCGGGAAGGGUUUCCCCGAUCGACUCCGAUCCUACUGUAGAUUCGAUCCAAGAAAUCGGUAGUACUGAACCAUCUGCGGACGUCGAUUCUGUUCCUCCUGUGCGAACACAGAGCUUUCGAGCUCCGAGCGAGAGGUUCCGGCUGCCCCAACCGGAGAGUUCUUCAGGGGGUCCCGGUAGCAAUUUGUUUGACGUGAGGUUGAAUUUGAGGGGAAAGAAAGGUGGGUUCUUGGUUCUGGAGCUGAACUCGGGGGUUCUGUGUGCGAAUUCAGAGGUUUUCGCGGGUUUAAUCGACGAUUAUAACAAGGGAAAGGUGUCGAACGGUUCACCUUCUGGGUCGAAAAUAUGCAGAAUAGAGGUGCCGGAUGUUGAGAACUUGGCCAUGUUUAGAGAGACAGUAGAACUUAUGUUUGAAGAUGAUAUCACAAAACGACUGUUGAGGAUCGGAGUAUAUCGAGCUAUUGAUGUACUUGAGGUGUCUGCAGGUAUUAUGUUCACUAAAGGUGUUUUGUCCUGUUUAAAGUAUCUUGAGGCUGUUCCUUGGACCGAGGAAGAAGAGGAGAAACUAAGGGAUCUCUUUACAAGGUUUAAGUUUGAUGAUGUUACGACCAAGGACAUAUUGGCUAGAUUGUAUUUACUUGACUCGGCCAGUUCCCAACAAAAUGUAUCCAGACAAUUGGUUUGGUCUAUCACCUCUAGUACGGAUGCAAGUGCAAGGAAUGAGUUGAAGACAUUAGUUAAGGGUCUUCUUUGCAAAAGUUCAGUCUAUGAGAAAGAAUAUCCUGACCUCAAUAAGGAGGAUAUUUAUGCUAUCUGCCAGUCUUGUCUCGACUCACUUGUCAGCCUGUUCGAGGAGACCUCUGAAACUGUAUCUUCUAAGAAAUUGGUGAAGGAUGCAGGGAAGCCUUUAAUUGAACGAAUAUCCAGACAGGUAGAUAACAUAAACUGGUUGCUAGAAAUCUUGCUUGAUCGGCAAAUGGCUGAGGAGUUUGUGGAUAUGUGGGCAAAUCAAGGAGAACUGCUCAGACUGCAUGAGAAUGCAUCUCCAAUGGUUAGGUAUGAGCUUAGUCGGGUUUCAGCAAUAUUAUUCAUUGCUAUGGGGACCCGAAAACUUCAUUGCCGGACAGAAUCAAGAUCAGGGCUUCUCCAAGCAUGGUUUGGCCCAAUGUUGUUGGACUUUGGUUGGCUGCAGCGAUGUAGAAAGGGACUUAGCAUGAAGGUAUUGGAAGAAGCUAUGGGUCAAGCACUCCUUACCCUUCCCUUGAAACAGCAGUAUGCGUUGUUUAUGGAAUGGUUUCGAGAUUUCUCCAAGCAUGGUACAGAGUGUCCUAAUCUCAGCAAAGCCUUCCAAAUUUGGUGGCGUCGAUCAUUUCUAAGAGUCUCUGAAACUUAUGCUGUCGAAUCCAGGUAACACAAUACCAUAUGUUUCUGCUUGCACAGGAUGUUAGUUGUGGAGGUGAAGAAUUCUGAAACAUCCAUGGAAGUGAAUAAUGUAGAUCAAUUAUGUAGGAUAGUUGCAAUAGCUGUUAGAUCAUGAAAAGGCAGCAUCAUUUCUGUGAUUAUCAUCUUUGCCUUCAUCAUCCGACGUCAGCAAUUCUACUGGAAAUGGAAGAUGCCACAAUGUGUAGUUAGUUAGAGAAGACUUUGCUUACAGUUUUCUCUCAUUGGCUUCUUCAAAACACCAUGAAGCUGUUCUGGGCAUGUUGGCUCCAUUCCAAAGCCGAAAACUAAUGUACCAAUGGAACUUGGAAACUAAGUUUGAUAUAAGAGAAGAUUUUAACGACUUUCAUAUUCUUUAGUGAUAAUUGUCAUUUUUUUUGUUUGUUAUUUAGAGAAAAAGGGAUCACGUUUAUGGCAUGUGCACGUUAUCUGAA